CCCCCCCCCCCCCCUUUCCACACCAAUACGCAGAGGACCAACCCAAUCCAUUCGUUUGCACACCAACCCCUGCCUUCUGCCUCAGCCAGUGCCAGAGUGGAUGCUGCCACAAUACCGAACUAACGCCGGGCACGCGUGAUUUGCCCUCAACUCAUCAUGAUGCGCAAGCGAAGGCGUGCGCGAAGAAGAGGUGGUGGUGGUUGCAACGUGCUUCCCAACAUGCACCUGGCUGCAGUGACCGCGUCACGCACACCCUCAGCGAGGAAAGCCUUCGCCACGCAACUGUCCAGAGCACUGCAUGUGAUGUGGAUGCUCAUUGUGGCUGUUUUACUGCUCAGCACAACCCCAGCACAAGCGUCGCUGUUUGAAACUUGCAACGUCCAAGACCAAACUGGGUGUGCGUGCUCAGAAGCACGGACGGACUGUUUGAACGACCCAGGAUGUGCGGCUGCCAUCAAAGAUGACAGCAGCGUACCAACUGGGGACUCCAGAACGCUCUUCGGCAUCUUUGUCGACGCCUGCUGUGACGGCUGCCCCGCAAACUACAACGACCGCGUCGAUGUCAUUCAAGAGCAAGGGAACACACGGUGCACGAGCAACUGUGGCAUACAAACUGUGGACUGCGUCAAGACAACAACAUGCUACGCCACAGCGGCCCAUCUGCUUGGCCGCACCGACAGCAUUGAUGUCCUGACAAACGUCACCAGCGCCUCCGACGCCGCGCUCAUUUCGGAGAUGUACUGGUGCCAGCAAGUCGAGUGCCGGACGUGCGAGACGCAGCGCAAGUGCACAGCAGUCAGCCUCGCCUGUGAGCCUGCACAGACGCAAGCAGAAUGCGUCGACUGGGGCUGCACAUGGGAUGGCGGAAUGAACUUCUGCCUGCCUCCCAACCCAACAACAUGCAGCACGCUUGACGAGUCUUCAUGCGAAACAAACGCCCAGUGCACGCUGGUGUCGGCUUGUCUGCUUGAACAGUGCCAGUGCGACACGCGCCCCUUUGAAGCGGGCGCAACGUACGGGCUGUACCUUUGCUCCUCCUUUGGCAACACGUCAUUCACAGGAGCAGACCUCACGUGCGGCGACACAACUGCGGAGCUCACGCCAGGCGCCGUCACCAUUGAAAGCGACGGCCUUGUUCGCUUCGAUAUUGCCCACGCCGAUCCAGACACGCUGCACGCAUUCUACUUCAGGCGCUCAGACAUUGCAGAUGCUGAACUGCUGGGCCAAGCGGUGACGGAUAGCAGAGGGAUGUUCAUGUCCAUCACGAUUUACGACGCCAACCGCCCCAUUGACCUUGAUCCCCGCACAACGACCGUCAGCCCCGUCCGUCUGUCCGACACCACAGACGGCCAGCUCUUCGUCUACUCCCGCGGCCGCUACAGAAUGUCAGCUGGUCGUUUCCGUCGAAGUGGUGGCGGUGGUGGUGGUGGCGGCGGUGGCGGCGGUGGCACGUAUUGCUACAACACAGACACGGCCAUCAACUAUGGAACGCCAGAGUGCUCUGGGGGAGAGGACGGGCAGUUCCUCAACGCAGAGGUGUCCCCCGCGUCAUCCGAUGUGCUGCUCAUCAGCUGCGACAUUGAUGGCCGCGCGUGCUACACCGUUAACAGCGAUGAUGACGAUGAUGCCAGUGGCAGUGACAUGAACAACAACAGCACCGCCAGCGGGAACCACACCGUCUUUGACAGCGUGUGCUUCAAUCAGACCGCUGAGGCAGAGUGCGUCAUGCACCCAGAGUGUCGGUGGGGUUCAUGCCAUGUCAGCAACGACAUGUGUCGCCUGUUCCAGGAAGAAAACGACUGCGUUGCCGGCAUGUGGAGUGACGCCUAUGGUGACUACACGUGCGCGUGGGACGGCGACCAUUGCUACACCACCAACCACGUCUGUGCCGGCCAAUCCAACGACACGUGUGCGCAGAUGGACGACGUGUGUCACUUUGACGCGUUCUGCUACCCGACCCACAACAAUGGAAGCAAUCCAGACUGCAAUUCGCACUGCAGUGCACAACUGGACGACUGCGCCGCUUCACCAGCGUGUGCCGCUGCGUACGCGUGUGCAAACGACACCGUCGACGCCAUGUGCCCAAACAGCCCCUCCUGGUCGUGUGUGCAGAACUGCAGCACGGCGCUGUUUGACGACGCCUAUCGCCUCUUCGUCGCUGUUGCCGACUGCCUGCUGCGCUGCUCCCCCAUGGCCGUUCCUGACCCUUCGCAGCCGUGCGGGGGCGUUCCGGACGACUGCAUCAUCUUUCAGGACAGCUUCUGCGCCGAAACCACAGAUGCCCGCGCCAACUUUUCAGACUUUUACACGCAACCCGCGCUCGCGCUGUUGUCCAACACUAUGGACAACUCCAGACAGCGAGGGGACGACGGUACUGGCAUUGCUGGCGACGGCGAUGGCACAGGUGCAUUGGCCUGGCCGCAGGUCGACUACAGCCCAGCCAACACGACCCUGGAUCACUACUAUCUCGGUGGCCUGUGCAUCGCGCGCCCGGCCUUUGCCGUUCUCAGGCAGCCGCUGCCACCGUCACCAUCGACGGCAGUGACAGAGAUGCACACGUCUGGCAACGACACUGUCGCUGUCGUCAGCGUGGAUGAUGAGGUGCGGAUCGAGGUGAGCUUCUUCGUGCCGGCAACGCCAUACGCCCGCGCAGAUGUGGCCGUUUUGGCCACUUCCCAGGACGGUCAGGAGGUGAUGGCUGGCUGCAUCCCAGCACCCAGCAACGCAACCGCCACUGCUGCAGCCGAUGGUGGUGAUGACGAUGAUGCUGCUGUGGGCACUUCAGCGAACACAACUGUUGGCUGCCGACUUUUCGUCCGCACAACCACCAACGUCACUAGCGCCGACGCCACAGCCAGCGCUUUUGGUGAUGACGUGUGGUUUGUGGGCAACAGCGUGUCUACCAUUGCCUCUGACACGCCGCACACGCUCGAGGUGCUGCUGUCGUCCGCAUAUGUCAUCCUGUCGCUGCGCGCACCAACCAUCAGCAGCACGGGCGACUAUGUCGGCGACCAGCAGCUGCAGCGCGAGUUUGUUGAGCUCCCGUUUGUGGUGCCGCAGAACUGGACCCACGUCGGGCUGGCCCUUGCCGCUGUUGGCACCUACGACAACGCAACGACAACGAUAGCAACAGCAGCAAGUGGCACCGCGACAAGCCCGUCGGGAACAGAGUCCACGGCCAUCACGUGCGUGUCAUCGCUGCGAAUUGGGCAGCAGCGGUGCGACGAGCGCUGCUCCCACCUCAGCGAACGCACCUGCGGUGCUGACAACAGCGACUGCACGUGGGACGCUGAUGCCCAAGUGUGCGUGUCAUCGGAGCCCUGUCCAUUCUGGGUGGUGCCCGGCUCGCCCUGCAUCGCCGAGGAAUGCCAAAGCGCAGGAGAUGGCGAGCCGUCGCAAGAGUGCUGUCUGGUCGGUGCUGAGCACUGCACCAACUACCCUGCUGACCCGGGCUGUCGCUGUGAUGGCCCCAUCGUGUUCUACUGCGGUGACAUCGGCCGCAUGCACUGCACCAAUGACACGACCACAACGACCACAACGACCACAACUAUGCCAGCAAUGUUGACAACAUCCACAACAACCACCACAUCCACGACAACAACCACCACAUCCACAACAACGACCACGUCAACGACAACGACCACCACCACCACCACCACCGCGACAAUAACGACCACGACAAGCGCAACAAGCACCACUCGAGCCUCAACAACGAACCCCACAAAGACCACGGUGCCAGAACUCCUGUGCACAAAAGCGACCAGACCGUUUGUGGACGAUGCGGCCACCUCCUUCAAGUGUCGCCCUGACGCAACCCACGUCACGCUUGCAGGCAAAUUCAGUGACUAUGACGACCCAACACACGUGCAGGUGCGGUGCACGUUCUGGCUGCAGAAGCUGGAAGGCGGAUUUGACUGCAACUGGCACGGCUGCUACGAGAGAGGAACGCUGCUGUCGAAGAACGACGUGCGCUGCAGGCUGCCGUCACAGCUUGCAUCAUUCAAGCCCCCGUUUCUGCGGGUGUCUGUGUGGGUGUUCCACGACAGCAACGUGGACGACAGGUCUAACACGAACUGCUUCAGCCGCACGGACACAUGGGAAACGGGCACGCACGCAGUGAUUGACACCACGUGCUUCUCAAGCGUGUCACCCGGCACGGGCAGCACACCGCUGCCUCCCGCCCCCAUGACGCAGGUUCCCUUGUCCACGUGCGAGUUCGAACCCCUCAAGAUUGAGGCUGUCACGCGUUCGUGCGGCGACCAUUUCGCUGCUGCCACCGUCACGCUGCAGGAAGCGUUUGCGUUCACACCUCCAACGGGUGUCAACGCCGUGCUCCCAGCAGCGGUUGCAGCUGCCGGUGGCAUGGGUGACGAUGAUGGUGGUGAUGGUGACACGGAUGGAAUGCUGGCUGGCGGCCCGGGCCAGGACGGCGAAGCGCUGCUGCCGCUGUACUGCCUGUUCUGGGCGGUGGACACAGCAGGGCAGGCACCGACGCUCAUGUGCGACCCGCGCACGUCCAUGUGCGUUUCGCAAGCAAUGUUCACCACCCGCGACCACACACAGGUGCAGUGCUUCAUCCCCUCGUUCAUCUCCAUCGACCCGAACACGCAGGCGCUGGCUGUCACGGUGGAGACCCUUCCUGUUCUCAUUCGCGACUGCAGCCUUGACCUUGACCCCAGGGCGCCUGGCCUCACGCGACCCUCCUCCUACUUCACGGAGGGCGAGUACGCGCUGUCUGUGGACCGUGCGGACGAGUGUGUGGCGUCGGACUGCCCGUUUGAGGCUGCUCCCGAGUCGCCGUGCAUCUCGCCAUCGUGCAGCGUCGUCAGCGAGGAUGGCACGGUCGACAGCGGCUGCUGCCGGCUUGUUGAUCGAUACUGCAACCUGGCAACGAGACCCGACUUUGCGUGCUCGUGUGCGUCUGUUGCAGACAUUGGCUGCCCGUACACGCCGUGCUUUGCGCCCGUUAUUGGCGGCACGCCGCUGCUCCGGCUCAACAGCACCAACGCCACCACCACGAUUACGGCAACCGUGGAUGAUGGUACCAACACCACCACGUCCACGCUCAUCUCCUCGGCCACUGCGCUCUGCAAUCAGGGCAUUGGCUCUGUGGUGGUGUACUUUGAUGCGGCCUUUGAACUUGUGGCGUCAGCCCGCAAUAAGCACAUGUUCGUGACUGCACUCAUCGUCACCGUUGAGAGCAAGGGCAUUCCUUCCGACACCAUUUCCUGCGUCCACGUCGGCCGGGGCCGCCGCGAAACCAUUGCAGCCACGGUGUUCUUCACCAACGAGACGAGCCAGGCGGUCAUGCAGCAAGCUGUCGACAACAACGAGGUGGCCUUCUCCCUCGGCGGCCACGAGUACACGGGCCAGAGCACGGAGCCCUCAGCAAGCCAGGCAGUGCCGGCCGCAAGCGUGGGCGCUGGUGUUGGCGUGUUUGUUGCCCUGGUGCUGCUUGUCGCCCUGAUGGUGAAGCGGAGAAAGCAGCAGAAGCGCCGGCACAGCUCCAUGUACGUGCAGCGCGAGCUAAGGGGUGACGGGUACGAUGGCGACAAUGACCAUGGCGACCACGCUGGCAACGCCGCCUUUAAUGACGGCCUUGACGAUGGACAGCCGGCAACCAAACGUGCGCACGCAGAGGCCCCGGCACCGGCACCAGCAGCAUUUGUCGCACCGCCCUGGGUCGAGGACGACUCUCCGUUUACGGACGACAUUGAGAUGCAACACAUGGGCUUGACCAUGGUGCAGCAACAGCAGCAGCAGCAGCAGCAAGCACAGCACGACGCUGAAGCGUCGAACAAGCUGGCCGAGUCCAUCAUGAAAGGCAUCGGCAUGUCCUCACAGCCCAUGUGGAUGCCCGAGGACGAGGCGGUGUUCCACAGCAACAGCAGCGGUCGCAUAUCCCCCACAACGGCCGGCGCACACGCGCAGGGCCACCGCCUGGCGGGCAGCGCGGACAGCGGCGACCCGGAUGCCGAUCUCACGCUGCCGGAGGGCACGGACCUGGCGGAGCUGCUGCUUGGCAGUGACGGGUCGCCUGCACCACCGAACGUGAUGCUCGAUGACGCUUUCUUUGAGGACGCCAACGAUGCUGCCGCUCCUGCUGACAGCGACCACCCGAGCGCGGGUCUCGACUUUGAUGACAUGCAGCAGGGGCAGCGGGAACAGGAGCAGGAGCAGGCGUCCCCAGCCACCGACACGUCGGCCGUGACAAUGCUGGACACGAUGCUUGCCUCACACACGCCAUCGUCCCGCACGCAGACGCCGACGGGCUCAACUGGGGUGAGCAACAAGGCUGCGUCGUCAUCCAUCAACCAGACCCCUUCCCCCGCGCUCUCCUCGCAACUGCACGAGCAGGAAAUGGAGGAACUGGACCCAGCGGCAGCAAACUUUGCGCCCGGCACGACCAUGGCAACGGCCUCUGUGCUGAAUGCAAUGGAUGCGCUGUGGUCGUCGCUGGCGCCGGCUGACGAGCUGUUGCCUGCAAGCACGCUGCUUGCUGCUCCCGUGGCCGCGGCAUUGUACAGCCAGCGACAAUCAGGAACACAGCAGCAGCAUGCCCCAACCGAUGCGCCCAACUCGCAGCCGUUCCAGGGCAUGCAGCAGGCCGCCAGCACACUUGGCUUUGGAGGCCGCAGGCUUUCGGAGGAGUCAUCGUUUGGCUUCCCAACGGGUGGGCCGUUCAACAACAGUGGGACGGGGCUACCAGCAACGCCGCUGGCACCGUCAGCAGCGCCGGUGCCGACCGACAUGUCCAUGCACGGCGCGCCGCUCGCACCAUCAUCCUCGCUGUUUGAUGUGUCCAGCGCCCUUGAUGCCGGCAGUGGUGGCAGUGGAGAUGUUCUUGGCAGUGCCGAUGCGGCGUGGUACAUCACAUCGGUGCGUGCGCAUGAAGUGUGCACGGCAAUGAGCACAACGCCCCUGCAUGUAGCCGCUGCCGUUGGCGACAGGGUGGCUGUGCGUGCGAUGGUGGCUGCGCUGCAGGACGGUGUGCGCAACCGCCACGUCAGCAGCAGUCGCAACAGCAGCUACCGUGGCAGUCGCAACAGCAGCUACCGUGGCAGUCGCUUUGGGAGCACCGGGCGCAGGCGGAGCGGCGCGGGCAUCACUGGCAGCGCCAGCAGCACCAGCAACGAUGGCGGUAAUGGCCAUGUGAGUGGUGUCGGUGGUGUCGGUGGUGCCGGUGGCAACAGUGCAUCAAGCGAGGAUGUGCUGCGGCAAUGGACAGAUGAGGUGGUGGCUCAGGCCAUGCAGCCCCAGUCUGGGCGCAGCAGCCUGUCGCGGACGUCAGCGAAACAGCGCACACCGCUGUCUGCCGUCUUUGGGCCCACCUCGACGCAGCGGUCGCACUCCUCCCCGUCAUCUGCACCGGUGGCGUCGUCGCCUGCGUUUCUGCUGCCGCCGUCCAUCUCGCCGGCGUCCUCAACCUCGGGCCUGGCACGGACCAUCACGGACGCAAAGUCGCCCACAAGCAGCGCCGGCAGGCGGCGGAAGCGCUCGAUGGACACGGCGGUGCCCACGACGCUGCUGCGGCACCCGGCCGACCUCAGGGACGAGCUGGGACGCACGCCGCUCAUGUUUGCCGCCAACUGCGGGCAGGCGGCGUGCGUGGAGGUGCUGUUGGAGGUGGGCGCGCAGCCAGACGCCGUGGACACGAGCGAGCGCACGCCCCUGCACCACGCGUGCCUUGGCGGCGGGGAUGUUGACGCGGACGGAGUCAUUGGGCGGCUGUGCGCGGCGUCGCCUGAGACGGCAUCGCGGCUGGACGUGAAUGGCCAGUCGCCACAGCACGCAGCGUGCCUGGUUGGAAACACGCGCGCGCUCGAGGCCAUGUGGCGAAACGGCGCCGAGGUGGAUGUGCAGGACGACGGCGGGGCAACGCUGCUGCACGUGGCCGUGCGCCGCGAAGACGUUGUGGUGAUGCACAGCGUGAUUGCGGCGGCCGCACACGCCAUGGGCUCCAGCGAUGCCCUGGUGAACUUUGUUGACGAGGCAGGCAACACGCCGCUGCACUGGGCGGCGCAGCUUGACUGGCAGGACGGCGUGGAGGCACUCCUGCAGCACGGUGCACAGGUGACGCACGCCAACAAGCGCGGGCUGACGGCGCUGCAUCUUGCUGUUCGCGAAGGCAGCGCGCGCGCCGUUGAAACGCUGCUGUGCUCGUCUGAGGUGCACGUGCGGCAAAUCAGGCAGACACUGGACACGCCGGUUCCCUCGGGCGAAACGGUGCUGGCGUUUGCGCAGCGCGUCAGUGUGGACGAGGUGGUGGCGCUGCUCGUGCGUGUUGCGGACGAGCAUGACACGACGUUUGGGCUGUCGGACGGCGAGUGGGAACAGCUGCGCGCGGCUGUAGGCCCAGCGCCCAACACCCACGCCAGCAGCAGCGGUGCUGGUGGUGGGCACGGCAGCGUCAGUGGCAAUGCAGCCAGCCCAACCUCCUCUGACAAGAGCGCACAGAGCAAUCGCACGGGCAAGUCGCUGUCAAGCGGUGUGCCCGCGAUCUCUCCGCGCAGCAACGCCAGCAACAGCGAGAGUUCCACCACAGGCACCAGCACCGCCACGAACGGCAGUGGGCAAAGGGGAAAGCCAGGUGCUGCAAAGAAUGGUGGAAACCGCAGCCGGGGAAGCAACACCAGUCGUGGUCGUGGUCGUGGCCGUAAUGGCGACGAUGGUGAUGCUGGUAAUGGUGGCGAUGGUGGUCAGAGCAAGCGACGCACGCGCGUGUGGACAGAGGAGCGCCGGGAGAAGAACAAGCGGGACUGCCGCCUCCGCCGCCAGCGCAAGAAAGAGGAGCAAGCGCGCCUGGAGCAGCGUGUGAAAGGUCUGGAGAACGAGCACGUAGUUGUGUCUUCCAUUCUCGAGAAACUGCGAGCUGAACGUGACGCCUUGCUGGAACACGCGGCCACAUGACAUGAACCGUGUGAAGUUGGAGAGGGCGGGUUGUAGUUGAGCGUAAGUGUGUGUGUGUGUGUGUGUGUGUGUGUGUGUGUGUGU
Salpingoeca rosetta is the source of this 8994-nucleotide messenger RNA. RefSeq lists its product as uncharacterized. Lineage: Eukaryota; Choanoflagellata; Craspedida; Salpingoecidae. Bases 157 to 8910 code for a protein of 2917 amino acids. The transcript has 8 exons. Gene Ontology annotation, molecular function: protein binding. The record is from RefSeq and is a predicted model, not a curated record.